UGGGGUGGUGAUGGGGCCGCCCCACAGGACGGCUGCCACAACCACAUCCGUGUGCUGCUGCCACGUGAUGCCCGGACCCUCUUUGUCUGUGGGACCAACGCCUUCAGCCCCGUGUGCCGCACCUACCAGACGCUGACCCUACAGCAGGAGGGUGAGGAGCUGCCUGGACAGGCUCGCUGCCCCUUUGACGCACGGCAGAGCAUCGCAGCCACUUUUGCUGAUGACCGUCUGUACUCCGCUACCGUGGCGGACUUCCAGGCGAGCGAUGCCGUCAUCUACCGCAGCGUGCGUGGCCCGGCGCUGCGCAGCAUCAAGUACAGCUCCCGCUGGUUGAGGGAGCCGCACUUCGUCCACGCGAUGCCCCACGGAGCACACGUCUAUUUCUUCUUCCGGGAGAUGGCGGCGGAGCUGGGGCUGCCGGGGAAGGUGGGGCAUUCAUAACUAUGGCUCCAUGGGAGCAACUCCGACCCCAAGGUCCUGGAGCGGCGCUGGACGUCUUUCCUGAAGAAGCGGCUGCAGUGCGCCGUGCCCGGCGACGUCCCCUUCCACUUCGAUGUCCUCGAGGCCGUCACUGCGCCCCACACUCUGCACGGACGGCCUGCGGUGCUGGCGGUGUUUGGGACACAGCGCAACAGCAUCCCGGGUUCGGCCGUCUGCGCCUUCUACCUGGCGGAUGUGGAACGCGCCUUUGAGGGACCCUUCGCCGACCCCCGCGGAGCCGCGGCCCCAUGGCCCCCAGUGCCCGAGCAGCGCGUGCCCCGGCCCAGACCCGGUUGCUGUGCAGGGAUGGGGUCGGCCGCUGCCGUUGUCACCUCUGGGGACAUUCCAGAUGAGACGCUGUCCUUUGCCAAAGAGCACCCACUGCUGCACGGGGUGGUGGCACCCGCCGGGGGACGGCCGCUCUUCACCCAAACCGGCACCAGGCUGACACAGCUGGCAGUGGAUGUGGGCGCGGGGCCGCGGGGGAACCACACGGUGCUGUUUGUGGGGUCGGAGGACGGGCGGGUGCUGAAGGUGCUGACGGCCGCACGACGCCCCGGGGACAACGGGCAGCACGGUGACACUGCGGGACACGGAGAUGAAAAUGGGGACAACAACGGGGAUGGUGACACUGAGGCGGUGCUGCUGGAGGAGAUCAGGCUGUAUGAGGCUGGGAGGUGGGUGCUAUGGGGUCAUGUGGGGCAUUGAUGGGGGCUCUGUGGGUGCUAU
Messenger RNA from Meleagris gallopavo (turkey), 1209 nucleotides. The record is from RefSeq and is a predicted model, not a curated record. NCBI's taxonomy places the organism in Eukaryota, Metazoa, Chordata, Aves, Galliformes, Phasianidae.